Messenger RNA from Nomia melanderi (Alkali bee), 3106 nucleotides. RefSeq names its product excitatory amino acid transporter 2 (gene Eaat-2). Gene Ontology annotation, molecular function: glutamate:sodium symporter activity; L-glutamate transmembrane transporter activity; neutral L-amino acid transmembrane transporter activity. Gene Ontology annotation, biological process: L-glutamate transmembrane transport. Gene Ontology annotation, cellular component: plasma membrane. Lineage: Eukaryota; Metazoa; Arthropoda; Insecta; Hymenoptera; Halictidae. The record is from RefSeq and is a predicted model, not a curated record.
CCGUCGCGAUGAGUGCCCUCUUCCUGUAAGCCGGCUGUCUCUUACGCUCACGGUCCAGCCUCCCUUUCCUCUUUCGUUGUUCACCCUCCCCCCACCUGCCGCGCAUUAAUCAGCUUCCUGGAUGGGGCACAUUAUCUACGUGACGGCGGAUCGUAACUACGUGAUACCUAGCCAAGUCCCCGGGUUUCGAUCAUACGGUAGUCACUCGGCUGUCCAUUGCGCGUAAAAGAGCCAGCCCAAGAUCCGCGGGUUACGGAUGCCGCCGGGCUCGUCGCACGAUUCCGUGGUGUCGGUGAAGUGAUCUCGGAACGGUGCUGCGCUCGCCAGAGACUCAGCUGUGACCUCCGUCGGAAGAUCCGGCUCCAGGUGUUCCGUCGUUUCGCGACAGCAUCCUUCGAUGCUCCAGCCAACCGAGACCUCGGACAGUGCUAAAGUUGCCAUUGAUGCCGCGGUGGUGAGGACCGCGGGAUGAUAGAAGACGUGUCCACGAUCUUCCUCGUGCCCAGGGGAAGACCUUUCGGGAACUCCUAAAGCGACCUGUCACCGGACCAACCACGAUGUCGUUAGCGCAACGAAUAUCCGGGGCUGUUGCUGUCCUGAGGGGCACUUCGGAGGUCAAGGAAACUCACACAUCAUGCGCCGACGAGAUCGAGAAGAUUGCGCCCGUGGACGAGGGCAAAGUGCGUCAUCAGAUGACGCCGCUCGACAGACUGCAAAUCGUAGUGGAUUGGAUACAGGAGAACAUGCUUCUCGUGUUCACGGUCAUCGGAGUGUUGAUGGGACUGAUUCUAGGGUUCCUAGGUCGAUUGGCCAAUCCCUCGCCGCCGUCUAUCGCUCUGAUCAGUUUCCCCGGGGAACUUCUGAUGCGAGCCUUAAAGAUGUUCAUAUUGCCGUUGAUCGUUUCUUCGCUUAUCUCCGGCAUGGCGCAGUUGGACGCGAGGAGCUCGGGGCGAAUGGGCUUCAGAGCAUUGAUGUAUUACACGGCGACGACCGUUCUAGCGGCGGUGGUCGGUAUCGUGAUGGUAUUGAUAAUCCAUCCCGGUGAUCCGAGGAUCAAGUCCAGCAUAACCGCAGCCAGGCCGGACGAGGCGAAAGUUUCCACGCUGGACGCUAUUCUGGACAUAAUUAGAAACAUGGUGCCGGACAACUUGAUGCAGGCGUGCUUCCAGCAAGCGCAGACCACUUACGUGAAGAAGAAGGUGCUGGUCAUUGGGAGCGCGAAUCAAAGCGAUUACGUUUUAGAGCCGACGUUAGUCUACAAGGACGGGACGAACGUGAUGGGGAUAAUUGUGUUCUGUAUCACGUUCGGCCUCCUCGCUGGACAGAUCGGUCCACGGGGGAAGCUGAUGGUCGACUUCUUCGUGGUGCUGAACGAAAUAAUCAUGAAACUCGUCAGUAUCGUUGUGAUGUGGUACUCCCCGUUCGGAAUCAUGUGCCUGAUAGCCGGGAAAAUAAUGUCGAUCGCCAAUUUGGCGGCGACCGCGCAGACCCUGGCUCUGUACAUGGUCACGGUGAUCCUGGGUCUGCUGAUACACGGCGUGAUCACCCUGCCCGCGAUAUAUUGGAUCAUCACGCGUCGAAACCCCGGCGUGUUCUUCAAGGGUAUGAUGCAGGCUUGGGUGACAGCUCUGGGAACUGCGUCCAGCGCAGCAACUUUGCCAAUAACCUUCCGCUGCCUCGAAGAAAAUAAUAAAAUUGAUCCCCGCGUGACCCGGUUCGUGGUAGCUGUCGGAGCCACGGUGAACAUGGACGGGACGGCGCUUUACGAGGCCGUCGCUGCGGUUUUUAUCGCCCAGGUGAACGGAAUUUCAUUGGGCAUUGGGGAAGUUAUAACUGUUAGCAUUACAGCCACCUUGGCGAGCAUAGGGGCGGCAAGCAUUCCCAGUGCUGCCUUGAUCACCAUGCUGAUCGUCCUGACAGCUCUCGGUUUACCCACGGGCGAUGUUUCCCUGUUGUUCGCUGUUGACUGGCUACUGGAUCGCAUCAGAACGUCGAUAAACGUUUUGGGUGAUGGAUACGGCGCAGGAAUCGUGUACCAUUUGAGCAAAAAGGAGCUCGACAAAAUAGAUGAGGAACGGAAAUUAGAAGGUCUGGAAACAGGAACACCGCUGGAGGAUAUCUCGGAGAGUUGUCGGCGGUCGAGUACACACGCUGUCGAGGAAUCUUCCGAAACGAAGAUCUGAAUAACAAGAAUUGAUUGAUCUUAUCUCGUGAACUUCUUUCAACUUCGCAGGCAACGAAAAAAGAGAACUGUGCUCAGCCACAUCGCGUUACCUAGAUGAAAUUACCGUAACGCCGAGGAAAUUGAUACAGAUGAUACUUCACUGCCGAAAACAUUUCGAAACUCGGAUACCGUUGCAACUUAAUCGAUGAUAUCGUUAGAAUCAUUGUCAGUGUUUCAGUAGUAUUGUAUUGUAACGAAGGGAUAUGCAGAAUACAAUAAAACUGCGAGCAUGCCAAGUACAAAAGUUAUGUUAUCUAUCGUUAACAGCCUGUUUACGUAAAAAGCAGUUGUACGACUUUUAACAAAAGUUAAAUGAAAAUAUUCUAUUGUAUACAAAGUUAAAUGGACGAGUCUUUAUUCUCGAAUUUAUACAAUCGAUUUGUUGUAUGAUGAAUAUACGACGUUCUCUGUUCAAUCGAUUAGUUUCAUGAAGAAAGAAGUAAAAUUGUUUGUUCUAGUAAUACUUUAAGCAUUUUAAAUGUGUUCGCUCAUUUGUUACACACUAAAUGAUAGAAAUGUAGAAAAAAAAUGUUGAAUUUUAUAAUAUUUUGUUUACAAUGUUUAUGUACCGUAUCUUGUUAUUUAUUGUAUGCAUAGAACAUGAUCAGAGAAAUAAAUAGACAUUCUAAUAUACUUAUCGUAAUGAUUUAGGUGUUUAUACUUGAACAGAGUUAAUAAUAAACAACAUUGGGCAAGUGGAACAGUAGAAUAGAUAUAUUUUUUGAAAGUGUUUAUCUUAUGUACACACAUAUACAACACAUCGCACAGGAUUUUCUUGACAAUAUCAUUAAUCUGGCUAAUAACUCGCGAAUUGCUUGUGAUAUAUUUAAUUAACCAACAAUGCACCUAUGUAGUUAAAAAAACAUAAAUUCUUAAAACUAA